Molecule: messenger RNA, 876 nt
Organism: Leishmania braziliensis MHOM/BR/75/M2904
Lineage: Eukaryota; Euglenozoa; Kinetoplastea; Trypanosomatida; Trypanosomatidae
Product: surface antigen-like protein
Exons: 1
Coding region: 1-876 (291 amino acids)
Source: RefSeq, a predicted model, not a curated record
AUGGCCACCAUCAUCAGCGUUCUCGCCGCUGUGGCAGUUCUCGCCGCCGUGCUCGCGCUGGCCUGCGUCGCGCCCACAGCCUCAGCCGCUACCGCUCCCCCCGCUACCAUCUCCGACGCAAGCACGGAGUACUUUGUGAAGCUGUGGGCAGACAAGUACCCACUCAACUACGUGUGGUCCGGCAAAGACAUAUGCAAGUACGAGGGUAUCUCCUGCGACACAGUGAAGCAGACGGUGACGAUGCUGCUCCCCAGGGUCGGCCUCACCGGCACCAUCCCCCGCUUCGGCUCCAAGUCUGGCUUUAUACCCGCCAAUGUGCGUGUGGUCACCAUCAACCUCAUGGACAACCCGGGGCUCAGUGACGCCUUCCCGGAGCACUACGGCCAGUUGACGCGACUGCAGGAGCUGUACCUGAUGAACACGUCGCUGCAGGGCACGAUCCCACAGACAUGGAAUAACCUCGCGAACCUGGCUAUUCUGGACGUGUCGAAGACAAAGGCCUGCGGUAACCUGCCGGCCUGGGACUCCAAGGGAAUGAAGUCGCUCCAGUAUAUGCACUUCAAAGGUAACAACCUCAUGAAGGGCUCCGUCCCGGCGAGCCUUGCCACAUUCGGCGCUGUCUCCUUCGAAACCACCGGGAGCCGCCUCUGCGGCUGCAUCCCCCUGGAGUUCGGGAGUAGCACCUACAUGAUGAUGCAGUUAAUUCGUGACCAGCCCCAGCUGAACACAGCGAACUGCGCGACGACCAAUAUGUGCACGCCCCAGGACCUGAACUGUAACGCCAAGCCCAACGCCGCCGCGAUCGGCUACAGCGGCGCGAGCGUUGCGGCGGUGGUGACCAGUGUUCUCGUCACGGUGGCGUCGCUUCUCGCGUAA